AUCAUACGGAUUUAAUCAACAAAUACCACACGAUACCAAAUGAACGAACUGUUUAGAACCACUAUCAUUAUUUUAUAGUCACUUAUUCGUGAUUGUUCAAACGACAAUUCAUAUUUUGAUUAUGAUGACCGGUCCGCCUGCCACUGGCUUUUAUUUAAUGGUUUCGUCCUAAAUCUUUGACAGGAAGAGCCGGUUGUUUACAGUUGGUACACAGGAAGCGAUUUAUUUGCUUCACGUUAAAGUUAAACAGCGAAUAUCUUCUUCAUUGUUAAAUACGUGGAUUGCUAACCUAUUGGCAAUUUACAUUAUAUAUAAUAAUAUAUAUAAAUGUUUGUGUCUAUGACUGAAGACCAAGUGACAACCAAUGCGAUGACUACUUUUAGCAAGGCUAGCUUGCGAGCGUAGCCAUCUAACUUAGCUGGCUGUCCAUACGUAGAAGUGGCACUCAACCAAACAGUGUGAUCAUCAGGCACUGCGUCCCGAACAACCGCAUCGAGGGGUGAGCGACCAUGGGCGCGGAGAGCAGCGCUAUGCGGAGCAUCAUCUUGGAGGAACCGCUCCUAACACUGCCCUCAGGGCUGACCAUGUACUCUGCCGUGCUCCAGGAUGGCAAGCCGGCUUCUGUGUUUGUUCACAAGCAGGGCAACGAAGACAAAGUCAACAAAGCUGCUAAGCACCUGAAGACCCUGAGGCACCCGUGUCUGCUGCGUUUCCUGUCAUGCUCAGUGCAGGACGGAGGUAUCCACCUGGUGACGGAGCGUGUGCAGCCCCUGGAGCCCCUGCUGGACAGCCUGACUCCGGAGGAGUUGUGUGCAGGCAUCUAUGACCUGCUACAGGCCCUGAUUUUCCUGCAUGAGAGGGGAAAAUCGAGCCACAACAACGUCUGCAUGUCUUCUGUGUUCGUAAGUGAAGACGGCCAUUGGAAGCUGGGGGGGAUGGAGACUGUCUGCAAGUUCGCUGAGGCUACCCCAGAGUUUCUCAGCACCAUUCAGAAUGUGAGGGAGACCAGUACUGUUCCUCCGGAGGAACGGGUGGAAGGCUUUAAAACGCUGCCAGAUAAGCAUGCACACUCUCGAGACUGCUUCUCCUUUGGAAUGAUGGUGGAAACCCUCAUCCCUCUCCUGAAUUUGAAAAUAAAUGAUUCUCUCAAUGGCUAUGUCUCUGAAGAGUUAUCAGGCAGUCUGAAGAGGACUCUCCAAGCAGGCCUGUUGACCUCUGACCCCUUGUCUCGGCCCUCUCUCAGCUCCCUACUCACUCACGACUUCUUCAGAAAUGACUUUCUGGAGGUCAUGAAUUUUCUGAAGAGCCUGACCCUGAAGGCAGAGGAAGAGAAGAAUGAAUUCUUUAAGUUUCUAUUGGACCGGGUGCAGAGCCUGCCAGAGGAACUGAUCGCAACGCGUCUUGUUCCUAAACUCCUCAAUGGGAUGGUGUUUGCUGAACCCACCGCUGUGAAGAGCUUUCUGCCUCACCUCUUAAAGCCAAACAAGGAUUGUGGUGGGAGUGAGGAGUGCCUCCUGUCGGUCUCUCUCUACAGAAAACAUGUGGUUCCUCAGCUGCUGAAGCUCUUCAAGGUCAACGAGGAACAUGUCCGGAUGGUGCUGCUGACUCACAUUCACGUCUACGCUGAGUGUUUCUCCCAAGAUGAGCUAAAGAACCAAAUCCUACCUCAGGUGUUGCUUGGGAUGAGAGACACAAAUGAUUCUCUGGUUGCCAUGACGCUGCAGAGCCUGGCUGUGCUGGUGCCGUUGCUAGGUGCCCAAGUGGUGGUGGGUGGGGAGAGGACCAAGGUGUUCAAACGCACCAGGCCCAACUUCACUAAGUCUACAGAGGUCACCCCAGAAACCUCUCCAGUUCACAUAGUUGGAGGGUCCCAUCCCCAGAUUGCCCAGCCCUCGAAGGUCCUGAGUCUGUUCCCCAAACCGGUAGCAGUGAGAGGGGGUCUGGUCCUGGGGAACAUAGACAGCCUUCAGGCCAGAGAGACCACCAGGAUAUACUCCCUGCCACCCAAAUCAGGUAGUAGUAGAGAGAUAUCUCUACCCCUGAACGGCUUCAGCAAAAACGAGGAAGAGGAGUCCUCCUACAGUCCCGACCAGCCAGAAAGGCCAGAGGGCCGGAGUCAGGCUGAGGACUGGCCAGAUUGGAGUGACCCAGAGGAGGGGGAACAGGAGCAGCCAGUCCAGACACACAUCCAGGCCUCAGACAGAACGCGGGAUCAAGAGGAGGAACCAUGGGACAACAAAGACAAAGAGCCCACGUUUGACCUCUCCCCCACUGCGCCCAUACCAGACCCUGUCGUCCUAACCGCACCACCACCCCCCCUCAACCUGACGGCCGAGCCCCUGCGAGGGGGGUCCAAACCCCUCAAACUGAGCUAUAACCUCAAGUCCUUAGAGAGGAAGACAACGGUAACGUCUUCCUGGGACAACGGCUGGGGGCAGGAAGAAGAACCACAACCUAACGACGAGCCCAGGCCCAAGCUGCACACCGCACGCAAGGAUGGCGGCACGAGGGUUCUGGGAGAGGAGUUCACCAUCGAGGUGAAGAGGAAGCAGGAAAGAGACCCGGAAUUGGACUUCUUUGCAGACAUGGAGCCGGACAUUAAACUAUCGUCUGCUGUAGCUCUGCUGCUGCCUGUGAAGAGCAAUGUUAGUGAUACUGAGCUACUCACAGCCGCACCGUCAGAACACACUGUGCCAUCUGUUGACACACUAACACUCACCGCCAAGUUCGCAGCUGCUGACCAGACGGAGACGGAAGCAGAAGGCUGGGAAGAAGGAGAUGACCUUAACUGGGGAGAGGAUGAGAACACCUGGUGAUUGACAGUUACCUGGCUGGAUCUAUUACUCAGACACAUUGUAGAGACUACAUGUUGCUGGUUACUGCAGCACUUCAAUUUCCAGGAUGCACCUCUCCUUAACCAGCCAAUCAGAGAACUGGAACACCUGCACAUCCUGUUCUAAACCGUUAUUAUGAAGUAAUAUUGCUAAUGAAAAAUAAAUGUGAGACACUGAAGAAUACAUUUUACAAUUGAGAUUUUAAUCAGAGUUUUCAGAUGGUUAAUAAGAUGACCAUCCAUCCUGUUACUAAGGAAUUAUAUCUAUGGAACUUGACUUUUGUACUAGAAUGAUGUGAGGGGACUCUUUGGGAUUGUUACCAGCUAGACUGGGGCAGCAGACCGACCUUGGGAAUCCUUCAUCAUAGUUUGCCAAAAUGUCAUCCACUAAACUAGUGGACUGUUUUAAUUCUAGUUUUGUGCCAAACAUUUCUCACCUGGCACUUUAAUUUGGAUGACUUUUUGAGAGGGGGAACCUCAAGUCCUUCCUUGCUUCCUGAGAAUUUUCAGAAGAUCUCCAAUACUCUCCUCACGUCCCUCUGAGGAGGCUGGGAAGAGCAUGCAAGGAAUUGAGGAAGAGACGUGAGAUUUCUUUGGGGGGGGGGGUGGAAAUAGACUUUGAAUGAAAGAUUUGACUAUUUCUGGUGGAAUAAAAGGUUUUAUGAUUACGUCUGGUUUUAAUUUUACGGUUCAGUUGUCUGACAAGCCUAAUAGUGUGGGGAUGGAAGCGGGGCAUGGUUAAUUUAACUGCCUUGUUCAGGGGCAGGAUGACUUUACCUUGCCAGCUGUGUUUAGAUAUUAGCAACCUUUUGGGUUACAGCCCCAAAUGCUGCGUUUACAUCCCAGUGCUCAGCUUCACUUGCACCGCGUGACAUUUGUCAACAAAAAAAUGCUAACAGUAAGGUGGUCUGCUUUAAAGUGAAAGCAACAAUCCCAAGCUUUUUAAUGGACCAUGUCUAAGAAUUCCAGUACUGAGCUAUCUUGAUUUCCCAGUUCAGGCACAUGAUUCAAUUGCUCUUUCCUGCCUUGUCUUAUGAGUGGCUACAAUGGACCUAGAUUAAAUUAUACCGUACUGCAGCUUCA
Oncorhynchus tshawytscha (Chinook salmon) is the source of this 3916-nucleotide messenger RNA. It is a transcript of the gene scyl3, whose product is annotated as SCY1-like, kinase-like 3. The transcript has 13 exons. Gene Ontology annotation, biological process: protein phosphorylation. The record is from RefSeq and is a predicted model, not a curated record. Bases 510 to 2816 code for a protein of 768 amino acids. Lineage: Eukaryota; Metazoa; Chordata; Actinopteri; Salmoniformes; Salmonidae. Gene Ontology annotation, molecular function: protein kinase activity; ATP binding.